AUGUCUUCUGAGGUUUGGUACUGUAUUUUGGGAUCGACGUUUUUGGUAAUGCUACUGCUUAAAAUUGUAUACUUCUUCGAUAUAAAGUUCAAUCAGAGAGCUGAAGAAUUGGUUAGAACCAAUUGUAGGGAAGGCAAGGAAUGGUCUGCUAUUAUUAGCGAUACGUUAUCAAUUUUGAUUCAACAAGGAUCGAAUUAUGAACCAACCUGCAUCUCCGGAAAAAUAAUACUGUUCAGUUAUCUCUUCCUUGCAGUCCUGCUGUACAAUUACUACACGGCCGUGAUGGUUUCAGAUCUUUUAAGCCAUCCCCCGCCGCCGUUCCAAAACAUUCAGCAGGUCACCAAAACCGGUAUCCGUUUAUCCAACGAAAACAAUUCUCUCAUCAAAAGUUUCUUUAAUGAAUCGGGAGUUGAGGAAUACGACUUGGUCGAGGGAGUUCGGUUGAUUAAGGAAGGAACGAUCGCGUUUCACGCGCAAACUGACACUGUUUACAGUCUGAUUGAGGUGAAUCUGGAGUUGAAGGAGAUAUGCGACUUGAACGAGCUCAGCAUCGUAAAGCCCCAAGAGAUGUACGUUUUCUUAAAGAAGGGAAGCCAAUACAAAGAAAUAUUCACCAUCACUUAUAGGAAAAUGAUUGAAUUGGGAAUUUUUAAGCGCAUUUCGUCGAAAUGGUUAACGGGUAAACCUGUAUGUUUGGCGAAUCGCGAUAUUUUGGUCGUUGGGACUAAUAAAUCAGCUAUGUACAAGGUUUCUUGUACCGAGAACACGUUAAACACCAGCUAG
Molecule: messenger RNA, 783 nt
Organism: Nicrophorus vespilloides
Lineage: Eukaryota; Metazoa; Arthropoda; Insecta; Coleoptera; Silphidae
Exons: 5
Coding region: 1-783 (260 amino acids)
Cellular component (GO): membrane
Molecular function (GO): ligand-gated monoatomic ion channel activity
Source: RefSeq, a predicted model, not a curated record